Molecule: messenger RNA, 222 nt
Organism: Aureobasidium musti
Lineage: Eukaryota; Fungi; Ascomycota; Dothideomycetes; Dothideales; Saccotheciaceae
Source: the annotation of a GenBank genome assembly
AUGUCGGACCACACAUACAACUUCAACAUCACCAUGACUUGCGGCGGCUGCUCCGGCGCAGUUGAGCGUNGUGUCAAGUCUUUCGAUGUCUCUCUCGACAGCCAAACCGCAUCCGUUAUCACCGAGCCCUCCCUCGACUACAACACUGUUCUGGAGAAGAUCAAGAAGACUGGCAAGAAGGUCAACUCGGGCGAGGCUGACGGCCAACCUCAAGCCGUCUAA